AUGGACGACACAGCACCCACGAACGAAGGCUCCUCGACGGCCCGCGGCGGGAAGCGAGGCCGAGGCAAUCGACCGCACCAACACAAUCGUAGCGGAGAUUUCGACCGGGACUCCCAUGACAACGGCGGCGUAGGUAGCAGCUCGAGAGGAGGACGAGGUACAAGAGGAGGAAGAGGGCGAGGGCGAGGGCGAGCACAUGGACGAGAUGGCCCAACCCCGCUCACCACAUUUCCACCUCAAACCGCUGCGGAGGUCAGCUCGGGAAGACCACCAGGAGGCGGCUUCGGUGCUCGCCUGACCGAAGCUGCCUCGAGAACUGAAGGCGACUCCGAAAACCCCCGAUCUCGACAGAACGACGCUGAGGCUGAAGUUGCAGUGGCCGAAGAACAGGAAGUCUGCUUCAUCUGUGCCAGUCCGAUUGAGCAUAUCUCUGUUGCUCCCUGCAAUCACCAGACCUGCCAUAUUUGUUCUUUGAGAUUGAGGGCACUCUACAAGACACGAGCAUGUGCUCACUGCCGGACAGAAGCACCCUUCGUGAUCUUUACUGACAACACCGAGAAACGAUACGAGGACUGGGCGGACAACGAGUUCGUAAAGAUCGACGACAAUCUCGGGAUCAAGUAUGAAAAAGAUGUCAUCCUGGAGGAUACCGUCCUACUGCUCCGGUACAACUGUCCAGACAGGGACUGUGAUGUCGCAUGUCUCGGCUGGCCCGAUCUUCAUCGCCACGUCCGAAGCAAACACGGGAAGAUGAUGUGCGAUCUAUGCACCAGGAACAAGAAAGUCUUCACCCACGAGCAUGAGCUGUUCACAUUUGGCGAUCUGCGAAAACACGAGAAGUUUGGCGACGACAACCCAGGGGCCGUGGACCAAUCUGGCUUCAAGGGACAUCCCGAAUGCGGCUUCUGUAAGCAGCGGUUCUAUGGGGACGAUGAGCUCUACAGCCAUUGCCGAGAGAAGCACGAGCGGUGCCACAUUUGUGACAGGCGCAAUGGCGGCAGGAAUCCCCAGUACUAUCUCAACUACCAGGAACUAGAGAAACAUUUUGCAGCGGAGCACUUUGUCUGCCUGGACGCCGAGUGCCAGGCCAACAAGACAAAUGUUUUCGAGUCCGAAAUGGACUUGAAAGCACAUCAACUCUCAGAACACCCGAACGGCCUGUCGAAGGAUGCGCGUAGAGACGCACGUCUGGUCAAUCUCUCGGGAUUCAACCUCCGCGAAGCAUACCAGCCACCGCGAAGAGAGCGAGAUCGAGAUCGCGAUCGAGGCAACCGUGGCGGUGGAAGGGGCAGAGACCCGAAUGCUGAGCCACUGCCGCUUUCCAGUGCACAGCCCAUCGGACGAGCAGAGCUGGCUUAUCAACGUCAGCUCGCGAUUCAAAGUUCGCAAUCCGUGUCAGGCAGGACUUUCGGAGGACAGCUCACCCACCCUACACCUGUAAGCCGUCCCCAGCAGGCAUCAGCACAGCCAGCCCCAUCGCUACCGGCUAUGGAUAACCUCACUCUAGAGGAGAGACCCGUAUCCAUGGCGAAUCUGACCCCGCAAGAGCAAGUCAGGGCUCUGCGCCACCAAGCAGUAACCGAACGUGCGACAUCACUUCUCCAAAACGACAAAACGAAACUCUCACAAUUCCGCACUCACGUCUCCGCCUACCGGAGUGGCACCAGCUCUGCAAACGAACUGAUCGACGCAUUCUUCUCCCUCUUCGACUGCCCCAGCUCGGAAUUGGGGAAACUGAUCCGCGAACUGGCAGACCUGUACGAGGAUGAAACGAAGCGGCAAUCUUUGCUCGAGGCGUGGAACAACUGGCGGAGUAUCAACGAGGAUUACCCCAGCCUGCCCGGUCCGAGCGGCACGCUGCCCGGGGUAUCAAGCGCAGCCAGCAGCGGUCGACGAGUAUUGACACUCAAGAAAAGCACGGCGCAAUCAUCCCGCUCAGCAGUGGCAAGACAAGAUUCUUGGGGAAACAACUCGAUCGCCAGCGGCAGAAGCCAGGACCCUUUCCCAGCGUUGUCCCCUGCGAACGGCGGCUCUUCUCGUGCUUCUGCCGUGUCAAUCCCGCCAGCGUGGGGCAACACCUCCGCUCCAUCGGUCUCGAAUACCAAUGCGAGCGCGACGCCGUACCGCCCGCCACCCCCUACAGCGGCAUCCACGCUCCGCCAGAAGACUAACUCGCGUCAGACCGCCCCGCCUCGCGCCACGGAAGAUGCUUUCCCUUCCCUUCCUGCCGCGGCCAAGCCGAACACGAUGAUGGUCGGCUUCAACACGCGGGGCUCGGUGAAGUGGCUUGCCUCGCCCUCUGGAUCGGGGACCGCGACGCCCGUCAAUCCGUGGGGCAGCGGUGGCACGACUCCCACCCCUGCGCAGGCCCAGGCUGCUGUGGCCGCGGCGGCAGGCGGUGCCAGAUCCGGCGGCGGUGACGAAGAUGGAGACACCGCAGCAGGGAAGAAAAGGGGCAAGAAGGGAAAGAAGGGAGAGACCCUGUUCCACUUCGGAUGA
Molecule: messenger RNA, 2499 nt
Organism: Cladophialophora yegresii CBS 114405
Lineage: Eukaryota; Fungi; Ascomycota; Eurotiomycetes; Chaetothyriales; Herpotrichiellaceae
Exons: 2
Coding region: 1-2499 (832 amino acids)
Biological process (GO): protein ubiquitination; rescue of stalled cytosolic ribosome
Molecular function (GO): ribosome binding; ubiquitin protein ligase activity
Source: RefSeq, a predicted model, not a curated record